AGAGAAGCAACAUAAACCGAAAGACGUAGACGGACGAACAGCAAUACCGCAAUCAUGGCAAAGAGUUCUCGGUCGAGCAGCAAGAAAUUCAACAACCAGCGCAAAGCCGCCAGCAUCUUCGGCCCGGCAGAGACCGCGCGACAAGAGCGUCUCUCGGCCAAGCUGCUGGAGUUGGCGAAGCAGGCCAAGCCCGAGCCCGCAGAGAUGAAGAUUGAUGACGAGAGCAACAAUGCACCCGAAAAGGAGGAGCAGGCUGGCGCAGACGAGAACUCCAUGGAAGUGGACUCCAAGAAGCCGGUCAGAGCCUUCAGCACCAAGAAGGGCAUCAACAAGAAGAGGAAGAAGUCGAGCAUUGUGUUCCCCAAGUACACGGACAGACUGCGCAAGAAUCGAAAUGCACCAAAGAAGGCGUAACUAAUGUAUUUGUAAUUCGGGUUUGCAUUUUGUUGCUUUGGCUUCUUCAUCUUUUAUACGGAGUACUCAUUAUACAUAUUGUCCUAC
Trichoderma virens Gv29-8 is the source of this 501-nucleotide messenger RNA. RefSeq lists its product as uncharacterized. The record is from RefSeq and is a predicted model, not a curated record. NCBI's taxonomy places the organism in Eukaryota, Fungi, Ascomycota, Sordariomycetes, Hypocreales, Hypocreaceae. The transcript has 3 exons. Gene Ontology annotation, cellular component: preribosome, large subunit precursor. The coding region runs from base 55 to 414 and encodes 119 amino acids.